GUCACCUCUUCGGCGCUGAGCAUGAUCAAAACACUACAAAGUGCGCCAAGCCAGAACAGCUAGGGGGCAACUUUAUUAUGGAUAGAUAUUCCGUCACUGGAAGGUACCCUAAUAAUUUGAAAUUCUCACCGUGUUCUUUGAGAGCUAUUGGUCUGCAUAUAUUGGAGUAUAGCUGUCUAGUUCCCCGGUCAUAUGUUCCAUUCUGUGGCAAUGGUGCUGUAGAAGACGAGGAAUACUGUGAUGCUAGUUCCCAUGGUAUGGACGAUAUGGACCCAUGUUGUGACAAAAACUGCAAGUUGAGAGGAAAUGCCACAUGCAG
Molecule: messenger RNA, 319 nt
Organism: Candidula unifasciata
Lineage: Eukaryota; Metazoa; Mollusca; Gastropoda; Stylommatophora; Geomitridae
Source: the annotation of a GenBank genome assembly